Messenger RNA from Aspergillus fumigatus Af293, 1674 nucleotides. It is a transcript of the gene ptcG, whose product is annotated as type 2C protein phosphatase PTC1. Gene Ontology annotation, molecular function: cation binding; protein serine/threonine phosphatase activity. Gene Ontology annotation, biological process: protein dephosphorylation. Lineage: Eukaryota; Fungi; Ascomycota; Eurotiomycetes; Eurotiales; Aspergillaceae. The record is from RefSeq and is a predicted model, not a curated record.
AUGUUCAGUGGCUCCUCGAGCCCACCCAAAGAUAAACUAGAAACAAUUCCACACUCGGAGGCCAUCACUACCCCGUCCCUGACCGUCAAGACCGACGAAGCUACCGUAUCUCAGAAGAAAUUUUCUCCUCCCAGUGGAUUCUUUGGUCGCAGAGCGAGCGACGAACCCAGUCCUGGCGGCGAGAAGAAGAGGAGAAGCAGUACCGUCACCAAAGCAGCGACAUUGUUCUCCAACGCCAAAAACUCAUUAAGUUGGAGCAACUCUCGUGAAACCGCUGCAACCCUUACCGUGGCUCACUCGCCACCUACUUCGUUACACAAACUUGGGAGAAUGGAUCCGGCAUUGAUUGUCCCUCAAGGGUCGUUGAACAAUUCUGCCGGUGAAUCAUUACCCACCCCGCGCUCAUCAUUCAGAGUUGGUGUCACAGAGGACCGGAACCGAAGAUGUCGUCGGACUAUGGAAGAUACUCAUGCAUACCUCUACAACUUCUUGGGGACGCCCGCACCCUCUGGCCGGGCUGAUGUCAAUGGCAGAAGGCAGUCCGGUGAUGUCUCGCCUUCUGCUGCAGAAGAGACCAGCGUCGUCGAAACUGAUAACGGGUAUUUCGCGAUCUUCGACGGGCAUGCUGGCACAUUCGCUGCCGAGUGGUGCGGGAAGAAGCUACAUCUAAUUUUGGAAGAGGUCAUGCGGAAAAACCCCAACACUCCGGUUCCGGAGCUGCUCGACCAGACUUUCACUUCUGUGGACCAGCAGCUGGAGAAGCUGCCGUUGAAAAACAGCGGGUGUACCGCAGUCAUUGCUCUUCUACGCUGGGAGGACAGAGUCCCUUGCUCUCAUUCCGUGACCGGCUCUGCAGCAUUGGCUCCAGCCGCUGUCGCCGCCGCCGCCGAACCCAAUUCGGAAGCUGACAACACCCCAACCCAAUCAGCACCUGUAUCUGUGCUCCCAACAUUGCAAGAGAAAGCCUCCCGUCAACGAGUUCUCUAUACUGCGAAUGUUGGCGACGCUCGCAUCAUCUUAUGUCGCAACGGUAAAGCGCUACGAUUAUCUUACGACCACAAAGGCAGUGACGAAAAUGAGGGGAAACGGAUUGCCAACGCCGGAGGAUUGAUACUCAACAACAGAGUAAACGGAGUCCUUGCGGUCACGCGAGCUCUAGGUGAUGCCUAUCUCAAAGAUCUUGUGACUGGCCACCCGUAUACUACAGAGACAGUCAUACAACCCGACCAGGAUGAGUUUAUCAUUCUGGCCUGCGACGGGUUGUGGGACGUAUGUAGUGACCAAGAAGCGGUAGAUCUGAUACGGAAUAUACAGGAUGCUCAGGAAGCCUCCAAAAUGCUGGUUGAUCAUGCCCUUGCUCGCUUCAGCACUGAUAACCUCUCUUGCAUGGUGAUUCGGUUUGACAACAAUCGCGUCAAGGAGGUCGUCAACCGCGCGGUCGACCCGAUCGGUGUCGACGGUGAUCCAGUCACGCAUGUGGGAUACGGAGUGAGCGAGGCUGAUAAGAUUGUCGAGGGGGCCAGAAAGAGCAUGGCCAAUACAGAAAUCACCGAUAAUGUCGAGCCAGCAGAGAAAGUCAUGGAUGAGGUUUUACAGAAGAUGGCUGAUGAUGGGCCAGGGCCAGAGAUCCCUAUUGAGGCAACUUCGCCGAAUAAGGUUGAGUCAGUCCAUUAA